AAAAGAAGCAGUCUUAUUCUUUUCUUCUUUUUCUUUUUUGUUUUUUUUUUCUUUUUUCUGGUUUAUAUUAAAACCAACCUUGACUCAUAGAUCGAAUCUUUCCACCAUCAGUGGCUUUAGGGUUAGGGUUUUACAGCCCUGAAGAUGGAGCCUGAGAGAAAGCUAACGGCGGCGGCUGUGGCGGUGUUCCAUGAAGGCGUCGGAUUAGUUCUGUCUCGGUGGUCGGCACUUCAAUUGGCUGUCGAGAACGAGUGGGGCGGCCGUGACUCGCGCCAAAAGGCCGAGCAACUCGUCUCCGAUAUCGUCUCCUGGGUCAAUCACUCCACUGAACUUCUUUAUAUAGAUGAUUUGGAAGAAAUGCUCAACGAAGCUAUGCUUUCUCUGAAUACUAUGACAGAGGAUGGUAGCAUUGAGGAGGUAGCUGAAAAAAUAAUGAUUAUGCAUGAAGAAUGUUUGGAUUGCAAUUUCAAGUCCAUUGAAAGCCUAAGGGAAGCCAAUAGUCAAAGAGUUCCUACUCAUGUUAAACAGGUUGUGGAUGAUGACGAAGAUAGUGAUGAUGACGAUGAUGUUACUGUUCCUAGCAUGACUAGAAAUGAUUCAUCAAACAUGGUUGUGGACGAACCAGAGUCUCAUGCAAGAGAGCCAAAGACCAAGCAGGCAGUUGAAGCAGAAGAUGGUUGGGAGGUAGUUGGACCUAGAAAAAGUAGGGGUAAAAGGAAUUAGGUUAUACCUCUCGUAUGUAGCCCAUGUAUGCUACAUAUUAUCAUCAUACUAAAUUUUGUCAUUGUUUACUCGUGAGGUAGAGUAAUUAUAUGCAGCAAUGCAGACCCAGUUGUUUUCCUACCGUGUGUUUGUAUAAGACGUUAUCCAGUCUCAUCUAUAGUUUUAUCAUUUCUAAAUUUGUACCUUUGCAAGUUGCAACGUGAGCCAAUCUUCAUUAUCGUC
Molecule: messenger RNA, 945 nt
Organism: Fragaria vesca subsp. vesca
Lineage: Eukaryota; Viridiplantae; Streptophyta; Magnoliopsida; Rosales; Rosaceae
Product: pre-rRNA-processing protein TSR2 homolog
Exons: 4
Coding region: 145-723 (192 amino acids)
Biological process (GO): maturation of SSU-rRNA from tricistronic rRNA transcript (SSU-rRNA, 5.8S rRNA, LSU-rRNA)
Cellular component (GO): nucleus
Source: RefSeq, a predicted model, not a curated record